CGAGGCGGUGUUCAAGCGCACUACACUACGUUCUUUGAGACUUUGCCGUCACAACUCUGCACGACUGCAUGGCCGUCCCUUCUUUUCGUUAUUAUAUAUUGGCCGUGAAUUCUGUGUCAGAGCAAGUUUCAGCCAAGCCAGCAGUAAAGGAGUCGGGGUGGAGGGGCGGAUCCCAGUCUUAAAAUGAGGGUGAUGACUUUGAUGUGUUUGGAAAGAUAACUCGGGGAGCCACUUAAAGGAAUAAAUCUGAGGGUGCCAAAAAAUUUUUUUUUCCCUUACUGGAGACUCAGGGAGACUGGGCUGAACUAAGGAUACACGGGACACCUGCACACAAAUGUUGGAUUUUGUCCUGCAUCGUCUGAAAGAAUUUGCAUUCCUGCAUAUUGAAAGUAUUUUUGCCCCCCAAAAAUAAUAUUUAGAAUUGCCAUGGAAACAGGCAAUGAGCCAAGGGGAAGACAGAGGACAGAAAUGAAUGUGCUCCCAAGCUUUCCCGGUGGUGUAUGGCAUUCUCCAAACUCCUAUGCAAGGGCUGUUCCUGACCGAGAAGACCCAAGGAGACCGUCUCUGAAAUCAAGUCCAGAUGAAGAACUGAGAGGAAGCAAGUGAGUAUGGUUUUUGCUCCCAGAAUGGAGAACAGCAAGCCACCCUUGGUUAUUCCCACACUGCUGGUGCCCCUGCAAAACCACAGCUGCACAGAGGUCGCCUCCUCCCUGCCACGCCGUGACCUGACGGAAUUCCAUGAGGCGCGUGGCUGGACGAGCAACAGAACAGACUUGGAGCCAGGGCUGAAACCUGGCGAGGUGGCCACGGCCAGCAUUUUCUUUGGGGCCCUGUGGUUGUUUUCUGUCUUCGGCAAUUCCCUGGUUUGUCUGGUCAUCCACCGGAGCAGGAGGACUCAGUCCACCACCAACUACUUUGUGGUCUCCAUGGCAUGCGCGGACCUCCUCGUCAGCAUGGCCAGCACGCCAUUUGUCUUGCUGCAGUUUGCCACCGGCAGGUGGACGCUUGGCAGCGUCAUGUGCAAGGUUGUGCGGUAUUUCCAGUACCUCACCCCAGGCGUCCAGAUCUAUGUUCUCCUCUCCAUCUGCAUAGACCGGUUCUACACCAUUGUCUACCCCCUGAGCUUCAAGGUGUCCAGAGAGAAGGCCAAGAAAAUGAUCGUGGCCUCGUGGGUCUUCGAUGCUGCCUUUGUGACCCCCGUGUUCUUUUUCUUUGGCUCGAACUGGGACAAUCACUGCAACUAUUUCUUCCCUUCCUCCUGGGAAGGAACUGCCUAUAGCGUCAUCCAUUUCUUGGUGAGCUUUGUGAUCCCGUCUGUCCUCAUCAUCUUGUUUUACCAGAAGGUUGUGAAGUACAUUUGGAGAAUAGGCACUGAUGGCCGAACAGUGAGGAGGACCAUGAACAUUGUCCCGAGGACCAAAGUGAAAACGAUCAAGAUGUUCCUCAUUUUAAAUCUGUUGUUUUUGCUCUCCUGGCUGCCUUUCCAUGUGGCUCAGCUGUGGCACCCCCACGAACGAGACUUGAAGAAAAGUUCCCUUGUUUUCACAGCUAUCACGUGGAUAUCCUUUAGUUCUUCAGCCUCUAAACCUACGCUGUAUUCCAUCUAUAAUGCCAACUUUAGGAGAGGAAUGAAAGAGACAUUUUGCAUGUCCUCGAUGAAAUGUUACCGAAGCAAUGCCUAUACUAUCACAACCAGUUCAAGGAUGGCCAAAAAAAACUACGUUGGCAUUUCAGAAAUUCCUCCCACGGCCAAAACUAUAACCAAAGACUCGAUAUAUGAUUCAUUUGACAGAGAAGCCAAGGAAAAAAAGCUCGCUUGGCCCAUUAAUUCAAAUCCGCCAAAUACUUUUGUGUAAUUUCGCAGAAUUCUUUCAAUUAUUGUUAUGUGCCAGAGAUUAAAAAGCUUUAACUCUAAAAA
This is a messenger RNA of Lutra lutra (Eurasian river otter), 1918 nucleotides long. RefSeq names its product G protein-coupled receptor 19 (gene GPR19). The coding region runs from base 609 to 1856 and encodes 415 amino acids. The transcript is spliced from 5 exons. Gene Ontology annotation, cellular component: plasma membrane. The record is from RefSeq and is a predicted model, not a curated record. Gene Ontology annotation, molecular function: G protein-coupled receptor activity. Lineage: Eukaryota; Metazoa; Chordata; Mammalia; Carnivora; Mustelidae. Gene Ontology annotation, biological process: G protein-coupled receptor signaling pathway.